This is a messenger RNA of Oryza sativa Japonica Group (Japanese rice), 2965 nucleotides long. RefSeq lists its product as uncharacterized. NCBI's taxonomy places the organism in Eukaryota, Viridiplantae, Streptophyta, Magnoliopsida, Poales, Poaceae. The record is from RefSeq and is a predicted model, not a curated record.
AUAAUCUUCCUCUCCGUAUCAUCAAUCAAAAAAGAAAAAACGAAACUCCUCUCAAAAAAAAAAAAAAAAAACUCAAACCCAAACCCCUCUUCCUCUCCCAUCUCCCAAUCUUCGUCCUCUUCCUCUCCGUCUCGCCACCUCGCCGGUGUCCGCCGGUGCCGGUGGUGGUGCGGAAUGGAGGAGGGGAGCUCGUCUGCGGCGGAGGAGCUGGCGCGGGGGUGGGUCAUACUCGAUCGCGUCGCGUGCGUGGACGACGAGGAAGAUCCGCGGGAGGUCGCCCUCAACGUCGCCGAGCCGCCGCGUCUGUCGACGCUCACCGUGCCGGCCAAGUUCCACGCUCUCCCGAGCAACCCGGACGAGCUACCGUACGUCGCCGCCGCCGACCCCUUCGGCCUCCUCGUCCACACCGCGGCGAGCCCCUCCUGCGGCCUCAACCUCGACGACGACCCACCCGGUAGCUUCGCCGUGCUUCGCGAAUUCCUCCCCGUCGGGGCCAGCAACCCCCACGAGGCCACCGGAAUCGCCGAGCGUGUCCCGGAGCGAGUCGGCGGAUCCGUGCCCCACAUCUCCAACCUCAAGAACGUCGGCUUCCUCACCUCCCCUGGAACCGGCGGCAAGGACUACGCCAUCGCUGAGUUGCAGAUCGAGGCCGGCGCCGAACUCGCCAAGCUGAUUGUCUUCCGUUCUGGAACUCCCGCUUGGGCAGUGAGUCGUCUCAUCCGCCCUGAUAUGCCCGGACGAAGUAAUUUGCACUGGGGGUGGCACAACGAUGAUGUCAUUUCGUUCGAUGGGAACCUUUGGUUUGUUAAUCUGUGGAGGGGUCUCAUCAGCUGCAACCCGUUCAGUGAUCAUCCUGUUCUGCAGUUUCACCAGCUCCCAGAGCAUAUCCCGAUAGAAGACCAAAACAAAUCACAGCGUGAUAUUGAGGCUGAUCGCUGUGUCAGGGUUAGCAAAGAGAGAUUGCGCUACGUGGAGAUAACCCGUGUACACAAUGCUCCAGUUGAGUCAACUACUGUUGUUGUUUGGGUGCUGAUCUGCGGUCCGAGAAGCAUGUCGUAUUGGAAGACCAAUUGCAUGGCAUUUCUUGGGGACAUUUGGGAGAAUGAGACCUACAAGGCAACGGGUUUGCCCAACCAGGUCCCAAUCCUUGCAGGCAUACACCCCAGCAACCCUGAUUUGGUUUACUUCUUUCUGGAGCAUCACCUGUUUGGCGUCAAUCUGUACAAGAAGAUGGUUAUUCACUUUGUCGAUGAACAUUACCAGCUUUUGCAGCCAAUUGUUCGCUCCCGCUCGCUGCAGCCACUCUCUUGGCACCAAGUACAGCUUUGGAAGCUACCUCCGUCACUUCACGCAGGUUCAAUAGAACUGUCAGCACAGCACGCUAGUGACUUAGGUAACCUCCACCUGAAGGCUGCUCAGCUACGGCGUCAAGAACAUGCUUUAAAGAGACGUGAAAAGAUGAUUGAGAUGCGAGAGGAAUCAGUGCAAGGAUUGCACAAAUCACUUUUGGCACCCGAGGAAAAGAAGGACGACUCUCGCUGGGAUAAGGUCCAGAUCGUGAUUCUUGCCGUACUGAUAUCUGGACUUUCCCUUCUGUUCCCAUUCCUACCUUGGCUCCCCUAUGAGUAUCUCAGCACAAUAGUGAUAGCAUUUAGCAUUGUAGUGGGUUGCUGCUGCAUUGCUCUGCCUUGUGCUCUUUUUGGCUCAAACAAGUGGCAGACUUGCUGUGGAGAGAGUGUUGCACGAGUAGGCUUCAUGCUUUUUUCACUGUUUGUCUUGUACUGCCUGUAUCGAAUGGCACUUGAUCCUACACUGGAGAUGACUGGCCACUCUGCCCCUCCAGCUCCGGCUGACCCAGGGUUUGCAUGGAAAUUGAUGAGGACCUACGAAGCACUUGCAGUUGUAGUAACAUCGGGACAGGUCAUCUCUUGGGUUUUGAGUUGUUGCUGUGGAAAGACAUAGAUGACCAGGAAGUAUUCAGAGGUACAUACUUUGGAGGUUGGUUUCUGGAUCACAAAGUAUCCAUAUCCGUAGUGAAGGUAGCAAGUUUUGACACGGGAGUUGAGAUUUACUGACCAAGGAUAUCCAUUUUUCGUUUUAGGACUUGGAUAUUGUUUUUUGGGCCACGGUAUCACAUUUUAGUGCUCUGUAGCAUUCCCUUUUGAAGAAUUGAAUGAUACUGUUACAUUACAAAUCAUCAAUCAAUAACUCCCCUAACCAUCCCCUUUUUCUCCGAUUUUUCAUUUUUUUUCUGGCUAUCUGGUUGUUUUACACGUCUCCGUUUACUGUUAUCUGCUCCUCGGCCUAAUCUGCAUGCUUAUGCGUUGCCGGUGCGCCGGUUGGCUGCUUGAUUAUACCGGUUAAUUACGUAUUUAGUUUGUUCAUUUGGGGUGUGGUUGCCGGUCAUUGUGACGGUUGUUUCCGGUUGGCUGGUGCGUUGAGUGACGCGUGCCAUGCUGUCAUUUUUUGUUUUGAUCUACUUGUUUCUUCUGUUAUUUCAGAUCGGUCUAUCGGUUAUGCAUUCUGUGCCUUUGUGACUUUUUGUUUAGGUCCUUGCUAUUGUUGAAAAUUGAAUGUGAAGAAGACAAAAUUCUGUUUUUGGGGUGUGUUUGUGGUUUCUUCUUUUGCUGGGUAUGGAGGUGCGAUUUUCCCCAUCUGCAGUCUUCCGUUCUGGGCGCGCGUCUUCGUGCUCUCCGGUGAGAGCGACAUGGGCGGCCGCGGCGGCGUCCACCACCGGCGCUGGGACGGCGUAGUGCCGCCCUAGUACCUUUACCAUCCAAGCCUUUCCAACAUUGCAAUGUUACCAGUCUGAAGCUUUCUAACAAUAGCACGGCAUAGAAAUAUUAUCUCUCUGAGGAUGAAUCAUUUUACUCAACUAAGGAUGGAUCGUCAUGGUUCCCUUUCUAUUUCUCUUUUGGUCCUAUGUAUAUACGCAAACUGGAAAGGAAACGGAGAUCUAUGUAUA